Molecule: messenger RNA, 1257 nt
Organism: Physcomitrium patens
Lineage: Eukaryota; Viridiplantae; Streptophyta; Bryopsida; Funariales; Funariaceae
Source: RefSeq, a predicted model, not a curated record
AUAAAUUUACAAGCACACAACAAUUGUGAGUCCCUGUCCCCAGGAGCAAGCACUCAACAACAACCCAGAGGGAGGGAGGGAGAGGCUGAGGCGUGGAAACCAAGGCCAGAGCCUCGGAUGCAGGUCCGGUGCCCAUAUAGGUUUGGGAGUAGUCAUCACUCCGACCCCAGCCCAGCCCAGCAUAGCACAGGGCUGCUCUCCAGUGUGUUUGUGUUUGUGUGUCGAAUACUUGCGGAGCUGUUUUGUCAGUGUUACCGUGUUACCCUGUGUGGCAUUCUACUCGACUUUUUCUUCCUCGUCUUCCUCUGCCUCUCGUUCUCCCGCUCGUCAUUCCCCGCCCUCGCAGGCCUCUCGCUGGGAAUGGAGGACGCUGACUGGGUGGACGCUGCUCCCACCAACCCCCCCCCCUCCUCCUCCUCUUACCUCGCUUCCCGUGAUCACAGCUCUCUCAUCGCGUCCAAACUCUUGCAGGGCUGGACUCUCCUCGCCGAGUCCUGCCCCCAAUGCCUCACUCCUCUCGUGCGUAAUCGUCAGAAACAGGUGUAUUGUGUUUCGUGCUCCCAAUGGCUCUUGACUCAAGAUCAAUUAGCUCUUAAGCUCGCAGCCCAGCAUGUGCAUGAGAACUCUCCCCCUCCUUCAACGCCGCCGCAGCAGCAGCAACAACAACCGUCCAGCAAAGUGCCGACCACGCACAUGCGAGUGGCUAGCCUUCGUGACGAUGCCUCCGCUCUGGAUGAGAGGAGCCCCAAGCGCCUCGCGUGCACCGAUGUUCUUCCUGGAACCUCUGUCAAUAUGCGUGAUGACGCCAACUUGGCAUCUGUUGCAGGACCAGCAGACCGAUCGAUCCCCAAUCUUCCAGAGGUGGCUGUUGUAGAAUCCACUGACUUUCCGUCUACUGUGCUGUCCAACACCAUUUCCACUCUUUUUCAAAAGCUCGAGGAACUUCGCCAAUCUAUUGCUGCGUGUCAUGAUGUUCGUGAGCUGAAUCAGCUGCUGGGCGCGCUGGGAGAAAGCAUGCAAGCGAUUCAAAGAACUAAGGAUCUUCUUCAUGCAUGGACCAUGUAGGCAGAAAUCUAGGGGAGGCUUAUCAUUUAGAUUGGAAACCAGUAGUAAGCAUGCGCAGCGAUUCUUUACCAUACACAGCAGGGGACUUGAGCCGGAAAUCAGAUUCUACUGUAGUCUCAGUUGUACAAGCAUUUUUACUGAUAACUCCAACUUGAUUGAGAGCAAGACACUACUCCCAUACUUACAAUGAAA